GGGGGGUAUGUAGGUGUGGGUGUAUGGCCAGCCCUGGGCCUCUGGGGUUACACAGGAAUUCCAUAGGGAUGUCUGUGGGCCCACUGGGUGCAGGCAGGCGGGGGUGGGUGCCGAGAAGGUGGGGGAGUCCCGGUCCACGACGCGCCCCCACCCCCUGCAGGAUGGACCCCUUCGAGGACACUCUGCGGCGACUGCGGGAGGCCUUCAGCUCGGGGCUGACGCGGCCGGCCGAGUUCCGGGCUGCCCAGCUCAAGGCCCUGGGCUGCUUCCUGCGGGACAACAGGCAGCUUCUGCAGCAGGCGCUGGAGCAGGACCUGCGCAAGUCGGCCGCUGAGUCAGAGAUAUCCGAGAUCGUCAUCAUCCAGGGCGAGAUUGACUUGGCCCUCAGGAACCUGCGGGCCUGGAUGAAGGACGAGAAAGCGUCCACGAACCUGGUCACGCAGCUGGACUCCGCCUUCAUCCACAAGGAGCCCUUCGGCCUGGUGCUCAUCAUCGCCCCCUGGAACUACCCCCUGAACUUGACCCUGGUGCCCCUGGUAGGCGCCCUCGCAGCAGGCAACUGCGUGGUACUGAAGCCAUCGGAAUUAAGCCAGAGCACAGAGAGGGUCCUGGCCGAGGUGCUGCCCCGGUACCUGGACCAGGGGAGGAGCUGCUUUGCCGUGGCGCUGGGCGGGCCCGAGGAGACGGGGCGGCUGCUGGAACACAAGUUCGACUACAUCUUCUUCACGGGAAGCCCUCGGGUCGGCAAGAUUGUCAUGGCCGCUGCCUCCAAGCACCUGACGCCUGUCACGCUGGAGCUGGGGGGCAAGAACCCCUGCUACGUGGACGACGACUGCGACCCCCAGACCGUGGCCAACCGCGUGGCCUUCUUCCGCUACUUCAACACCGGCCAGACCUGCGUGGUCCCCGACUAUGUCCUGUGCAGCCCCGAAACGCAGGAGCGGCUGCUGCCGGCCCUGCAGAAUGCCAUCACCCGUUUCUACGGCGAAGACCCCAAGAGCUCCCCCAACCUGGGCCGGAUCAUCAACGAGAAGCAUUUCCAGCGGCUCCGGGGCCUGCUGGACUGUGGCCGCGUGGCCAUCGGGGGCCAGAGCGACGAGAGCGAGCGCUACAUCGCCCCCACGGUGCUGGUGGACGUGCAGGACACGGAGCCGGUGAUGCAGGAGGAGAUCUUCGGGCCCAUCCUGCCCAUCAUGAACGUGAGGGGCCUGGACGAGGCCAUCGAUUUCAUCAACCGUCGGGAGAAGCCCUUGGCCCUGUAUGCCUUCUCCAACAGCAGCCAGGUAGUGAAACAGGUACUGGACCGGACCAACAGCGGCAUCUUCGGAGGCAAUAAGGGCUUCAUGCACUUGACUCUGCCAACCCUGCCUCUGGGAGGAGUCGGCAACAGCGGGAUGGGAAGGUACCACGGCAAGUUCUCCUUCGACACUUUCUCCCACCACCGCGCCUGCCUGCUGUGCUCUGCAGGCCUGGAGAAGCUGAACCAAAUCAUCUACCCGCCCUACCCGGACUGGAAGAAGAAGCUGAUAAACUGGAUGUUGAGCACGCAGACCUGCACCAUUCUGUGA
Molecule: messenger RNA, 1568 nt
Organism: Pteropus alecto (black flying fox)
Lineage: Eukaryota; Metazoa; Chordata; Mammalia; Chiroptera; Pteropodidae
Gene: ALDH3B2
Product: aldehyde dehydrogenase 3 family member B2
Exons: 9
Coding region: 24-1568 (514 amino acids)
Biological process (GO): aldehyde metabolic process
Cellular component (GO): cytoplasm
Molecular function (GO): aldehyde dehydrogenase (NAD+) activity
Source: RefSeq, a predicted model, not a curated record